AUGUCACAACGGAUCAGAAUUAAAGACGUACCAGUUUUUACGCCCUUCCCUCAAACUAAUAUCCAUUUUCCAGAUGAAAGCCUCGUCAAUAAAAUUAUUGGAUCAAUAGAUUCAGCCGUACUUUUAAAGAUCAAGCAACACGUAUAUCUGGAAAUUAAAGAUUUAAUCGCACCUAGACCAAAAAAGAAUCGUAAUAGGCAAAAAAUUCCACGUCCACAAAAUCCUUUUGUGAUAUUUCGUAGGAAUGCACAAGCAAAAAUGGAAGCCAGUUUGGAAACCGAAAUGAAAGAAUCGAUGCUUACACUCGUGUCAAAAACAGCGGGAGAAGACUGGAAGAAAGCAAACGCAGAAGUAAAAAGCGUAUUUAAUUAUUUGGCCACAUUGGCAAAAAAAGUUCAUGAGAAGACAUAUCCAGAUUAUGUUUAUAAACCAAGAAAGAAGGCCAAUUCGCCUAUUCCUGAACUACAAUCAUUUCAGGAUGAUUCAGAUUCUUCAAGUUAUACAAAUAAUUAUUCUUCUAUUCACACCUCCCCAAAUGAAAAAAAUCACGGAGUCUGGGUUGAUUCACAAAUUUUUCCUUAUGCUCUUCUACCAUCCAAACAUUUACCUUCCAUUUGUUCAUUAAUCGAUUCGAUCUCUGAGAAUACUCUAGCAACCACAAUUUUACCAUGCUCGCCAACUUAUACCUGUCUCAAAUCACCCGACAAACAGCUUAAUUAUAAAUCUGAAAUAAGUUCAGUUUUCAAAUCAUCAAUUAGAUUACCGUCUCCUGACGUGUCUAAUUCGUAUCAUGCAUUACCACCACUCGAAGUUGAUAUAUCUAAUUAUACAACACAUAAUUACGAUAGAAAUCUGCUUACCGCCUUAUCAUUUUAA
Messenger RNA from Racocetra persica, 876 nucleotides. NCBI's taxonomy places the organism in Eukaryota, Fungi, Glomeromycota, Glomeromycetes, Diversisporales, Gigasporaceae. The record is from the annotation of a GenBank genome assembly.